Molecule: messenger RNA, 3724 nt
Organism: Paramormyrops kingsleyae
Lineage: Eukaryota; Metazoa; Chordata; Actinopteri; Osteoglossiformes; Mormyridae
Source: RefSeq, a predicted model, not a curated record
AUGUACCUGAAAUGAAAGAGUGUUUUAAAGCCUCACAUGUACCUGAAAUGAAAGAGUGUUUUAAAGCCUCACAUGUACCUGAAAUGAAAUGAAACGGUGACUUAGCCUCACAUGUACCUGAAAUGAAACCUCACAUGUACCUGAAAUGAAAGAGUGUUUUAAAGCCUCACAUGUACCUGAAAUGAAAUGAAACGGUGACUUAGCCUCACAUGUACCUGAAAUGAAACCUCACAUGUACCUGAAAAGAAACGGUAAGAGACCAACAGGUCCUGACAGGAGAGCGCAGUGUUUUCCCCACACUUGUCACACAUUAUUUCUCUCCCAGAAAGCAUCAAGCUUAAUCCAUCACUUCAGACAAAAAGAGAGAGGUGGGCGGGGCCAAAAGCCUCACUGCCCAUGUGACCAGAGCGGCUUUUAUGAAGGCCUCUACAGUCGAGCUUGUCUUUCAGCUCUUACCUCUUUGCUCACUGACUAUCCCGCCUGUCCUUCUGAGAGAGAUCUCCUCAGUGUAGGUCCACACACAUUUGAAAUCCACACAGCAACAGCAAACAUCUGUCUAUUCCUUCUCAGGCAAAAUGAGGAGGACACAGAACGAGCAUCUGUUAAUGAGGGUCCAUCAAUCACCAUUCAUGCCUUCCUGGUGCUAUGGGAUCUCGCCCCGAUUGGCUCUGCUUAGAGGGAGAGCACAGGUUCCCAUCCCAGCAUGGAGCUGCUGUUGUCUUUGAGCUCACAUCCUUAACCUCAAUGUCAUUUGUCGGUGGCCAGCAUUACAUAGAGCAUAGACUCGUGAGCUUUACAAAUCACUGUAUAAUAAAACGCUUCUCUUUACAUACUGCCCCCCAGUGGUGGCUGGUGGAUGCGCAGUUAAACACAUAUAUCGACACUGAUAGUCACAGGUCUGAAAAACUUGGGUAAGAAAGCUUAGCCUUGACCGGGAUCCAUGGGAAUCCUACAGCUGGGGGUGAUGCGAGGGGCAGCCAGCAAACAAACACGCUGGCCUAACUUCCCGUGGGGAUUUCCAGAAGGGUUACACCUACUACUGGCAGGAAACGUUACAGAAGCUUCUGGAACGGUAGCGAGAGCUAACAGUGAGAUUCCAGCUUGUUAAAGGUCUAGAUGGACCACAGCAGCUUCAAGCCUCAGACCAAAUCAAGCAGCAGAUGAAGUUGAACUUUCAAGGUGAAAUUGCACCUGUGGACAACCUGGUCCAGAAGAUUCCAUCUGCGGGUCACAGGAAAACGCACCUUCUGGACACUAGAGAAGCUGUACUCACCAUCCACUCUACUAAGUGCUGGGGGCGGGAGACACAGGCUUUGAUGGCUGUCCCAGUGGCGCUGCUGGCUGGAGGCCUGGUAGCAGGAGUGUUUCUCCUGCUCCUCCUGGGAGUCGCAGCUUACAUCCUGUGGAGGAGACGGCGAGUGCAGGGGUGCCACCGAGAGCUCCUCGCUCCGGGGUCGGACACCUCAGGACACACCACUCCUGUAAGGCUGGGCAUGCGCCGGCUGGGGGACAUCCCCUUCCAGGUGCUGCGCAGCGUUAAAGGAUGCACUCAUUCUGGCACGGGGGGGCAGGACGGGGGUGAGGAGGCGGAGAGAGGCUGGUCAGCCUCCUUCCCUUUGGGGAGACUGCAGCCGCACCUGUACCAGGUGCCAGCGGAGCCCAGCGAAGGGCCGCCCCCUGCUGGUGGGUCGGUGCAGCUGUGUUUCAGCGUUGCGUACCGACCCGAUGCGGAGCAGCUCCUGGUGUCCGUGCUCCGCGCUGCCAAUCUGCCGCCCCGCUGCCAGUCCGGCGGCACGCUGCUCAAGCUGCAGCUGUUGCCUGAAGGUCGACGCCGGCACCAGGCCAAGGCCCGGCAGAGGGGCUGCGACCCCACCUUCAGAGACAGCUUUGUCUUCCAGGUGUCAAGCGAGCGCCUGGACCAGUGCACGCUGUGCCUGUCCCUCUUCAGUGUGGACGGCCUGAAGAAGCACCAUCUGGAGGGCAGGGUCCUGUACCCCCUGAAAGAGUGGGCUCUGCGAGACCACACAGGCCGGGCGCUGUGGAGGGAUGUGGAGACUGACAACGAUCAGCCCUGCUCCGAACACGGUGACAUUCAGGUGUCCCUGAACUACAGCCCGCCCCUGCAGCGGCUGACGGUGAUGGUGCUGAGAGCGCGGGGACUGCGCGGGUUCCACGGCGAUCCAGGCAUGUGCAUUCAGGUGACGCUGCAGAUCCACACUCAGGUAGUAACCCGCAAGAGGACAGCAGCCGUGAGGGGGGGUGCAGACCCCACCUUCUGCGAGAGGCUUUCCUUCAAGCUACCCCCCAAGCACCUGGAUGAGGCCUGCCUGAGUCUAGAGGUGCUACAGGCCUCCAUAGGAGGGCUCUGCUCCAUGGGCCUGGUAGUGAUUGGCCCCUUCAUGUACGCCCGCGGCAGAGAGCUGGAGCACUGGAGUGAAAUGACCAGCAAGCCCGAGGAGCUGGUCAGGAAAUGGCAUGGUCUUGGCCCUGCCCCCUGGCAGAGACCACACCCCCUGACUGCAGAUACCACCCCCAGCCCCACAUCAGGCAGCACGGAGAAAGAGAUCGAAAUGUCAGAGUAAUGCCAUCCCUCACAGACCAGACAUACGGCCCAAUAUGGCCGCUUGGUCACUGAGAGAAGCUUACAGUUACAAAUGACAUUGUCAUGUCUUGAGCCUCAGUGUACUCACUUUGUUAGAUUUUAAAAUGCUGUGUGUGGCAGGCUUAUGACAGAAAUCACAAACUAACUUUUCAACAAGCUGUAAAAAAUGGCUUUCUGUACCAUCAGGUGCAUGUAUCAACCAAACGGCAAGAUUAAAUUCACUUUAACAAAGAAAAACACAAAAACAGUAUGUUUGUCCUGGCAGUCCUCCAGUCAUGUCCUCCAGGAAUAAACUGUAUUCAGCAAUAAAGUCAUUAAAAAAUUGUGAAUUGAAGUACAGUUGACAAUGUAAUCGUAUAUUUUGUAGAAUUAACAAUUAGUAUACAAAAUUAUAAACUGUUAAAACUUUUAAAAUAAAAUGCAAGCAAAAACAGCCCAGUCAGCUUCUUCCUGCUGAGACUGUCUGGUCAUUUUGGUCUUUUUUGAGACUUUGUGGUGUCAGCUCCCCACCACGUGUGAACUCCAGUGGAAAUGGUCUGCACCCGAUGACCUGCUAUCAGACAGCUACCUGGAUGUAAUGUCCCCUUUCAGUCUGAUGUUUGGGGGCCUUUUCAGUGUUUUUCUGGUUUUCGGCUGAAAGGACACCUCUGAUGACGUUAUUUCUCCACUUCCUGUUGCCGAUAGCUGAUUCCAGCCUGAAACUGCAGCAUCUCUGAGUGGUGACCUCUGGCCUCUCCCAGGCCUCUAGGUCACAACAAGGUGUGGAACAUUCUGGACCGCAGACUGCUGAACCUGGGAGCGUUCCAGAUGCCGGACCUGCCGGACCUGGAGCAGACACCUCUGGGUAUGAAGGAAGAGUGUGGGGGGGGGGCCCGACUGGCCUGGGAGCUCCAGACUGUGGGCGAGCAUCUUUGAAGCCUUUCCACAGCGACUGAGUGGUGACCCCGCAGGCACUGGUUUAGCGUCACAACCAUCACCAUGGACAGCAGGGCAUGUGGGCUGCAUUGCAGACCCCAGUACACACACUCAUCACCCCCAAGGCUACCCACCCUGUUCCAGUGCGUCACCAAGCCCCCAUCCUCGCCCAUACCUGCCAGGCUGCACAGUGCUUGCAGGCAGGCC